This is a messenger RNA of Lachnellula hyalina, 1587 nucleotides long. RefSeq lists its product as uncharacterized. The record is from RefSeq and is a predicted model, not a curated record. NCBI's taxonomy places the organism in Eukaryota, Fungi, Ascomycota, Leotiomycetes, Helotiales, Lachnaceae. The transcript has 3 exons. Bases 1 to 1587 code for a protein of 528 amino acids.
AUGGCCAGUUCAACCAACAUCCCGGCUUCGACAUUAACCACUCGAAAGGUCUCCAACAAUGCAUCAACGUCCACGCCAUCUCAGCCCGCGUCUCCCAAAUUAUCAUGUUAUUUUAGUCAAGGCCAAAUGGCUCUCGCACUGAUGAUUGCAAAAUCGAAACCAGAAAGAACAUCUUUAGCAGAAUAUUGUCAAUUGCUCUCCAAGUGCAUCACUACUGGGAAAAGAGCUGCUGGUGAUAACCCUCGAUAUGUUGACAGCGUGGAAUUCUGGAAAGACCAGUAUUCGACGAUUGAUCGAGACAGAAGAGCGCUCGAGGCUAAAUACCACAUUCUGGAAGAAAAGCACCGCCUAUUUCGAGAACAUACCGGCCAAGACAGCCAGGAAGAUGGACCUUCUCCUGGGCAGGAACCCUUAGCACAACGACAUGGUGUAAGCGAAGAGGAUCUCAGAAGGCGACAGGCGCUUGAUGAUUUGGAGAUCAUGGAAGAUCCAGAUGACCUGCAUUUACCUGAUGACCCUAUUACUCUCGGGCUGAGUAGCUAUAUGUUUCGUAUUCUGCAACAACGAUCCAAGCUUGAAAAGCUCAUCGAAGGUCUCAAAGAUCUGGAGCAUCUCGAGCAUCUCGACGAAGCUAUCAAAUGUUCUCUACAGAUUCUCAUGCUUCUCGAAAACGCAUUGACCGACUGCCUCCCCUUGCUGUCUCUCAAGAUGGGCAAUCAGGAUCCUCAGACGUGCGAAUUUCUUCAGAAGCUCGUGCACCAUCAAGUCUUCCUCGGAUUUCAAUCCUGCUUCGCAGCACUGGACAACAUAUGUGCCACCAUCCCCGGACGUACGAAGAAAAGCGUCCUCGUCAAUAGAUUGGUCAUGUUCUUUAACAAAGCAUUGGAUUACCUACAAACAUUUGGCAAUCUCCAAGCCGAGAUAACAGAAGCUCAGGAUCACCGAAGACUACACAACAAAUGUGCCAAGAUAGAGAAAGGAGAAUACGCCAUGAAUGAGUACCUAGGCAGAGCACUUUCAGCCAUCGUCUCACACCUUGAAUGGCAGGUAGGAAAACCUCACCACAGCGAGAUUCUAGAAGGCAUCCUGUUUUCGACACUCAAACAUACCGGGCGUCUCCUAUCCGACGCUAUAUUCUCAGAACAUGUAGCGAACUCGACAAAUCCAGGCCAUAUCACGCAAGAGACAGCUCCUUUCAAACCUACAAUAGCAAAACCCGAAUCCCGAUAUAUUGUACAGAUUCUGCGCGCAGCACUAGGCAGCAUCGAGAGAAAAGAGCUAGUUGCCAAAGUUCUAGCAUCGGAUAGGAAGCACCUUGAUCAUCUAAAGCGUAUCAAUAGCUUAGCUCCCUCGUCGUCUUUCACGCGGGAUCUUGUGUCUAACAAGAUGAAGCUUAUUCAGAGCACGCUGACCAAGUUCGCUGUUGGUCAAGAUGAUCUCGCUUCGUUGGAGAUGCCUAUUCCUCCGGUUGAAGAGAGCAAUUUCUCUGUUGAAAUUGUGAACAAGGAGGAGCUUUAUAGCUCUGUGUGGCUGAUUGAAGAAGUGUGGGCUUUAAUUGGAUGGGAGAAGAUUGUAGGAGAAGACUGA